GCUUGAUUGUGUUUGCCUCAAUCUUCGUGAUCAAAUUCCAUUUGUCGUUGAAGUCGUGCACUUGACUUACUGCGAAGCGAAUGAAACAUACGUCCUGAAAGAUUUCGUCCUCCCUUCCGUCGCCAUUCUUCCUCGUGCUUACGACCGAGGAGAAGUCAUGGUAAGAUAGGACUUGAAGAAGUAAAGUACUGACACCGUUUUCCUUAACUAGAAAUUUCUGCAAAGGAUCAGCCUCAAGCUCAACCUCUCACGUGUACCCUCACUUCGCCACAAACAGGUCCCAAGUUUUUUUUUUCAUUUAGCUACGUGCGGCUUGUUUCAUUUUGUGGACAGAAGCGAAAAUAAAUCUUCUUCCUCGCCGGAACAGUCGAAGCUUUAUCUUUCUGGAAAAGACAAGCAUACAAAAAUAAAUCGCAAAAUGCUGAAGAAGACUGCAGUCGUCGUCGCUGCUACCAGCAGCACCCUGGAACAGGGUGGGCUCCACCUGGUUUCCGGGGCGAUGACGCAGGACCGUCGCGGCGCGACGCACUUUUGGCAAGGAAGCGAGGCCACGCCGUCCGGGUUCAUGCAGGAACCUACCGAGGGGCGCGACGACGGUGUGGAUGUGACCGGUGCGGAAGCUAUCGCGAAGCCCACUCAGGAUGUGGCCGACCUGCGAGCGGAGGUGGAUGCGUUUGCGACCACGCAAAAAGAAGCCUCGGACAAGAAGAACGCGCUGAAGAAGAAAAUCGCGGCGGCAAAGCGCGACUUGGCGGAAAAACUGGAAAACCUGAGGGCGGAGAUCGUGCGGCUGGAGGGGCAGCAGGGCGUGCUGGACAACAUGCUGGAACGCGUCGAUGCCAUCCCCGUGCCCGAGACGACGUCGGCUCCCUCGUCUCCCCCGACCACCUCUCCUCGGGAGGAAUGAUCAGGAAGCCUGAUGCAGCUACGGGGGAACGUUUUCAGCGCAUUUUUUUGCGAUUUUGUUUACACCAGUACAACAAGUUUUUUUUUAUCUAUAAUAUUCACCUUCUUGACUCUUCUCAAUUCACAAGCGCAACAUCUGUACCUUCUCAAACGCAACCAAUCCGUUUUAGUGCACUGCAAGUUUCUCUAAGCAAGAGCCCGAAAAUUCCCACAAAGGUCCAGCAAACAUUUUCCAUCACUAAGUUGCUACCCUAAAAGUCUGCUUUUUACCCCGUUAAUGUCCCUUGAAGUACUACGGUCAGUUUCUAUUGCUCCAGCAUGGAGUAGUUCGAGUUUGAGGCUCGCUGUCACUACACAACAUCAGCAUGCGCGCCUAGCGUACUAAAUUGUGGUGACAUAGAGUACUCUCGUCGGCGUAACGCUAGACGUACUCAAGAACAACGUGGCCGCACGACGUCCACUGCGCUACAACGUUCCAGGCUUUCUGUGCCGACAGCUCUACAGUAUGAUGAGACGACGACUCGACCCCCUUCCGGUAUGAUUUGACAACACGGCAGGAUUCCAGCCUAUCUUCACUACAUAUCCUGUAGCUUACGAAAAUAAAGCCUAGUCUUCACUUAUGUAGAUGGCGGACAGCACGACAAACAAGCACAGGAAGGCCAUGCAGUUUAUUGAUUUGUUCCAUCGUCCUUGCCCAUUCUGGGCAAUCCGUGGUUGUCGUCAUGUUAUUUGAAAAGGGUAGGCUCGACGUGCCGGAAAAUAAACCAAACUGCCCCUCGUUCUGGAACAAAACCUAAUCGUGCCCAUCGUGCUCCGUAAUUCUUCUCGUGGUAAUAUGCAUCGCGCAACAUCAGCA
Amoebophrya sp. A120 is the source of this 1762-nucleotide messenger RNA. The record is from the annotation of a GenBank genome assembly. NCBI's taxonomy places the organism in Eukaryota, Dinophyceae, Syndiniales, Amoebophryaceae.